AUGGUGCGCGACUUGCGCAUGUGCGGAGAGGCUUGCCGAGACGUGCAGAAGGUCCAGAGUACACGGGGUGCCUUGCAGGUCAGCCGCGACCUCGGCGUCCUUGGUACUUGGCCGAGGAGCCCGCAGGAGAGGCAGAUCAUGGAGAGGUCGAACGUGAUGUUCGGCGUUGCCGCAGGGGGGUCCCUCCUGACGGCCGCCGCCUCUUCCCUGCUCCUCCGCCUCGGGCGGCGCAGCGCCCUGGCCCUGGAGGUGCUCGCUGUGAUCCUCGUGUGCCUUGGGAUGCUGUUUCUGCCGAUGGCUCUGCCGUUCUACACCGGCCGGCUGCUGGGCCAUGACUCGAAGCUCUAUUUGGAGAACCGCCACAUCACAGACUCGGGGCUGCUGCUGUCGAUCGACGCGUUCGUGACGGCCAGCCACAUGUCGUUGGGCGUGCGGUUUUUCUGCAUGCUUCCGAUACAAGUCGGCGCUCUGCUUUGCUAUAUUGUGCCAUCGUACCUCCUCGGCAGCCCCGAGGGGGAAAACAUGAUUCCGUAUGGGGUGACCCUUUUGAGCCUCAUAACGAUGGCAGCGAUUGGCAAGUACAAUUUGGAGUACCAGGGAAUCUCUGUAGCAAUCAAGGUCCCCACCACUCGUGGACGCACUUUCUCGAACAAGUUGCAUGUGGCCGAGCUUUGCAACGAGCUGCGGAUUCUCCGGAAGCUUCGGCAUCCAAACAUAGUGUUCAUGUACGGGGCUUGCCUUGACGAGCAGGGUUGCAAUGUAGCCUUGAUCCUCGAGCUGGUCGAAGGCUGCUCUCUCGACAAGUUUGUUCUUUGGGGCCAGUUGCACCCAGAGAAGGGCGACCCUGCGCGAGAUGUGGCGGGCCCUCCCAGCGAAGUGGACCGGCUGCAAGUGCUGGUGGACGUGACGUGCGCGUUGCGGUAUUUGCACUCGCGCACGCCACACGUGGCGCACGGCGAUCUCAAUGACAGGAACGUGUUCGUGGAGCCCCGCGUGGGUGACCGCGUUGUUCCAAGGGCGAAGCUUCUUGAUUUUGGCUUGGCGAGGCUGCGGACAAGGCACGCCCCUCCGAUGGGAGGCACGCUGAGGUGGACGGCGCCCGAGGUGUUCGGACGGCAGUCGUCGGCCAAGAGCACCUCGGCAGACGUGUACUCAUUUGGCCGCCUGGCUUACUUCGUGGUGACAGGUCUCUACCCCUUCCACGGCCGGAGCAAGGCGGAGAUCUCCAGGAUGCUGGAAAGGUCGCACUUGCCUCCGAUGGAGUGGCCACCGAGUGGGCCCACGUCGAGCACGCACUGCGCGAUCUUAGAGAAGUGCUGCAGCGCCGAGCCCCGCCAGAGGCCGAGCAUGUCGCGCGUGCACCGCGACGUCGGCGCCUGGCACGCGGAGCUGCUGGGGCACCCGAGCCCCUGCGUCGAGGCCGAGCCCCUGAACACCACCCUGCUCUUCGGGGGCACCAGGCAGAACCGGCAGCUGGGGCUGCGCCGGCCGCGGUCUCCAGAGCUCCGCGACCAGGGGGGGGUGGCCACGGGGUCGUCGAACGCACAGCCCGUGUCCUCCGCGAGGAUCUCCUCGGCAUCGGCGGCCAAGUACCGCCUGACCCCAGACCGCACGGUCGUGGCAAUGGUGCUGGAGGUCCUCCUGAGCUGCAACGUCGAGAUCCCCGAAGGCAGUUGCUGUCCGUUCCACGGCUGCGUGGACAGAUUGCUGAAGGUGUGCGCCGACAUCGGCCGCAGGAAGUGCGUGCAGGACUGGCAGGGCGGCGGCAGGGUCUGCGGCCAGUGCUCCUCUUGCGGAAUCCUGUUCCCCGAGGACCCGGCCAGCUCCACGUCGUUGCAGCAGCCCUCGGCGGUGAGGCAGUGCACGUUCUGCAACUCCGUGCAGAACAAGCUGACAUGUUCGAGCCACUUGUCUUGCUCGACGUGUGGCGCCCUCAGUAUCGAAGAGUCGUUCUUCGUUCAUGCUGAGUGGCUCAAGGCGCCGCCCGAAAGAUCCCCGACAGAUCCCCGCCCCCCAUGUCUCCCACAUUCCACACCCCGAAUGUUGCUCCCUCUGAAGGCAACCCCUUAGCUCCAUGUUUGCUUCUGCUGGCGAGGCACGUAGCGCACACGCGCAGGAUGGUUCGCAUCUCAACGCUGGCUCCACCAGCUCCGAGGCUGCAGGGCGUAGCAUGCAUUUCUGGGCGCCAGAAAUCGUGGGCCCCCCAGAGAGAGUCGAGGAGCGUGGCCGCGCACACGCUGCUUCACCGCUGCGAGCUCCACCAAGCACGCGUGCGGAGGUCAUCAAUGCUGUGCCAGAUCAGGCCAAGCGCCCGAUUGCUGUUUCGUCGAGUGUUUUUUUGUUAAGUCAUGUGUCUGCUUUAGCGUCCAGCACGUGCUCCCUUCGAGUGCUGCGCCAAUUCAUCCAGCUGCAUAUGGCAAAUCCCGCCGCCAUGCCCGGCAGAGCAUGGGGGGAGGCUGCCAGACCCGCUCCAGCUCAGCCAAUUGCACGAACUGGCGCUGCUCUCAAACAGCCCCUCCUCGUACGCAGCCUCGUUAUCCUCCUUCUCCUUCUUCCCCUCCUCCUCCUCCUCCUCCUCCUCCUCCUCC
Molecule: messenger RNA, 2588 nt
Organism: Prorocentrum cordatum
Lineage: Eukaryota; Dinophyceae; Prorocentrales; Prorocentraceae
Source: the annotation of a GenBank genome assembly